Phytophthora megakarya is the source of this 2838-nucleotide messenger RNA. The record is from the annotation of a GenBank genome assembly. NCBI's taxonomy places the organism in Eukaryota, Oomycota, Peronosporomycetes, Peronosporales, Peronosporaceae.
AUUCCAAGAUAUGCUCUACGACCUUGUUCCGAUGUCCCAGUCGCAGAUCGGAUGCCUGCUGAGAUGCGUCAACGCCAUUCUCACGCGUUUGAUCACUUUAGUGGAUCAGGUUUGCGUGCUACGCGCAACUCGGCAAUCAUCCUCAGGCACCUUUCUGCUCCUGAACUCGACGGGAGUCAUACGAUUCCUCUUUACGUAGCUGCAGAGGCACGAGUGGUGUUUAUUACGAUCAAGUAUGUCCUGGACUUUUCAUAUUAUCAGGAUGGACGUCGACGCGUUCCUCCAACCGUCAAUCCGGGGGAAGGCAUCUUUACCGGUCCAGUCACGGCUGCUCUCGGCACCGCAACUUCAGGCACACGUCAAAUUGAGCCUGUCACGGAAGGACAGUCAUUUCCGCCCAGUCAGCUAAGCUAUUCUGACGAUAGCGAUGGUGAGGCGAUUUGGGGGCAAGCACCCACCUCGGUAUCCGUGCAACCUGCUCGUAAGCGUGAGCUUUUCGCUACUAAACCUGUGGCUGAGGACGUGGAAUCUCUUAAGCGACUACGCGUUUCAUAUUCAGGUAAAACCUCGAUGUUACCAGUAUUGAUCAAUGGUUCAACGUCAACGAAGGCACAGUAUAACCCGUCCGCUCUUCAACGCGUCAUUCACAGUCAGAUAGUUACCGGUACGUACGCUGCUCUGGAGCCUCAAUUGUUACUUGAGACUCUGCAGGUCCAGCACGAUUCAUACGCGUUCUUGCCACACCCUACCAUCCUUCGCGCUAUCUACAGCUGGGACUUAGGUCUUCGUGGUCUUUCCGUCCUGCAUUUCGCCCCAAUCGUUGUUGGAAGCAAGCAGAAAAACGCUCCUGCACCUCUCAAUUGCAUGGUCUCCCAUGUGUUUCGUCCUCUUCGCGAUUUCGCACCAAGUUACUUCGAUGAUAUCUUCGUCCACAGUCGCGCUGAAGGCAACGUCUUCUCGCUAGAAGUCCAUCUGCGGCACUUGAAGCAGGUCUUCCAAGUGAUGCGGGAGAUCCAGCUCUACGCGAAUUUGAAGAAGUGUGUCUUCUGUGCUACUGAGAUCCCGGUGUUGGGCUGCUAUAUGAGCAAGAACGGAGUCCGUGUGGAUCCUGAGAAAAUUGCGUCGGUCUGUUCUUGGCCAACUCCGACGAACCCCACUGAGCUACGACAGUGGCUGGGCAUGGCGAACUACCUCCACAAGUACACGAAAAACUACCCCAAGCUCAUCCAGCUGUUGCCGACCUUGUUGAAGAAAGACACGCCGUGGGUAUGGGAACCCGAACACCGAGAUGCCUUUGACGCGGUGAAGAAGAGCCUGUCGUGCGCACCUGUGUUGAUGCUGGCGGACGAAUCGCAGCCACUCCACGUCGUGUGCCAUGCGAGCAACUUCGUCAUCGGGAGCGCCCUGAUGCAAUUCGAUGACGAGGGUCGAGAACGAGUGAUUAGCUACCAGUCCCGCCAGUUGAAUCCGGUGGAGAGGAAUUAUCCCGGACACGACAAGGAGCUCCCCUCCAUACGCUACACGCUGAUUAAGUUCAGAGUCUAUCUGCUUGGAGAGCAGACGUUCGCCGUUUACACUGAUCACGCAUCGGUGCGAACCGCGAUGAAGUUCCCCCACUUGUCCCAACGCAUGGCCCGCUGGUUAUCGUUCUUCUCCGAGUACAGCUUCAUGGUGAAUUACAAGCCUAGCAAGAACAACAUUCUCGCCGACGGACUACCUCGGCGUCCGGACUAUGACUCGCACGAAGGUCUUGGACGUCAGGCCGUUGUCGAAGAUGAAGAAGAGGACUCAUGCGCGUCCGGACUGAACCCGACGAGCGUCACCUCCGAGUUGUCGCUGCGAGAAGAGAUUUCCGCCGCGUACGAAUACAACGAGCAAUAUGCCGGUAUCCUGACGCACCCUCGCUCGCCCAGCGAUGCGUCAUUGAAAGCUCUGUCACGCUCGACUCGCAGUCAUAUCGAGCGGUAUCCCCUUGACAGAUCCUUGUUGACGUAUACCAUCGACCGAUUCAAUGCUCCUCGAGUGGUAGUGUCAAAUGACAAAGAUCUUCGCGCACGGAUCAUUCACGGAUGGCAUUUGGGGCGCGAAAAGACUUCCGCCGCGGUGUCGAGAGACUUCUACUGGCCUCACCAGUAUAAAUGGGUGCGCAAGCGGGUGCGCACCUGCAAAAUGUUGGGCUUCGUGGACAGGUUCAGCAAGAUGGUUCACUUCGUACCUGUGUCUGUUGAGGUCACCGCGGAGGAGUCCGCGGUGCAUUUCGUCGACGAUCUCUUCCGCCACCACGGUCUUCCCGAGUCAAUUAUCUUUGAUCGCGAUCCGCGGUUCACAGCCGCUUUUUGGUCGAAGCACUUCGAAUUAUUGGGCACGAAUCUGAUGAUGUCGACCGCGGGACAUCCGGAGACAGAUGGGCAAACUGAACAAGUUAACCGCGUCUUUGAAGACGUACUUCGGAGCUACGCAACCUCGUUCAAGAACUGGAGUUCAUUCUUGCCCCUAGCUGAGUUUGCUGUGAAUAACGCCGAGCAUUUUUCGACGGGCAUGACUCCUUUCUUCGUUAACUUCGCUCGUCAUCCCCGCGUUCCGGCGAUGCUUGCCGUGGGUCAUCCCACGGAGUCCCGUGACUCCACUCUUGGUGGGGGAGAAGCUGUGGCUUCGGACACGACACCGGUCAACACGCCGGUGCCACAACGUGUAUCUCCGAGUGAAACCAUCGUGAACGCCGUGACGCGAGCUCAGAUGAAACAGUCGCUUACAUCACCGCGCAACGCGGUGUCCCUACUCGCCCAAUGGACGACGAUGACGCAGACUCCUCCUUACAGUCUUCCUCGCAACCUGUGA